UGACUAUGUUCCAAUAUGGCCGCAGAUUUCCACUACUAAGUUAAGGAAAUUGCUGAUUCUGUUCAAUAUAUGGUUGAUUAAAGCUCCUAAUCUAAUCAGACAAGAGGCUUACCGUAGAAAAAUGUUAAGUUUCUCACAAUGAUUUAUUUUUUGGCCCUUUCGAAGAAUUUCCGUCUUUUACUGAAAGCGAAGGAGGAUUGCUGAGGAGGAUUGCUGAGGAGGAUAUCGAAGUUGAUCGCAAACUGGAUGAAAACUUAAUUCCUUUGCACAUAAUUGACUUGUUAAAGAUAUGAACCGCACUUUGCUUGUUGAAGAAGGAGAUGAUGAAGUUGCCAAUAGACAAGAUAAGAAAAAGAGAGAAAAAGAAAAGUUUGUAGAAUCUGCAGACAAAAAGAAAAAAAUGACCUUUAAGAAAGCUGAUGGAAGGAAAGAUGUACAUCAUAACAGUUCAAUAACAGGCUCAUCUAAGGUACAGCCAGCUGAAAUGGUUGAUAUGGCUGCAGUAAAUCCUGAUCCCGACAGUAUAACAUCACCGGUGGGAUCCCCAGCAGUCAUUAUUCCAGGAACAGGUGUUUAUCCAGGAAAUGUUGUAAUUCCACCACCACCCAGACCUAUGGCAGUCCAGCAAGUUCCCUCACAACAUCUCCAGCAGAGAGGAAACUGGCCACAGCAGCCACGACAGCAAAUUCCUGCCGUCUACAUGGUGCCUGCACAGCAAGCUCACUUUAUUGCAACACCCUUCCAGUCCCCAGGGCCCCCAACCCAGCAAAUACCAGGACAAUUUGUUGCACAGUCAUACCAGCAAGGUCAUUAUGCUGUGCCACAGUAUCACCAAACUAUCCCUGUUGGGCCACCUGUUCAAGGUGUAGUAUACAGUGGUCAAGUAGUUGCAGGAUCUCACCAUGGCAAUGUACUCACGAGAACUCAGUCCCUGCCUCCUUCUACAGGUGAACAGAUUCAGAAUUCAGGGCAGCCUGGUUGGGCAGUGAAAUCCCCAGCCAGUCCUCCACCCCCAAAUAAUGCAGAAUCAUCCUGGGUAAACCAUCCAGCUGAACCAAGGGGAGAAAGGAUGUGGAGACGAGGUGAAAAUCAUGCAAACAUUCCUAACAGUACACAAUGGGCAGCAUUUCCUCCAAAUGCUUCACUGGAACAAAUACCAGUAGUGAAUGAACUGGAUGAAGAACACAGCUCCAGUGAUGAAGAUGUUGAUCGCAGCAGUUCUCCUGAGCUUGCGGGUGAAGAGGGUGAAGUUCUCCUUAGAGCUCCAUCACUGGCAAGCUUUGCAGAAAGUGUCAGCAGCAUUGAAGAGGAAUCAGAAGAUAAUGUUUGGCAUAUUUUGCCUGAUCAAAGAGAAUACUACACAAAACAGUUUUUAAGACUGCAACCAGCUGUGGAUGGUGUUGUGAAAGGUCCAAGAGCAAGGGAUUUUUUCAUGAAAUCUGGCUUACCAGUUGAGGUGCUAUCCAAAAUAUGGCACUUGUCAGACCUCAACAAGGACAAUGCUUUGAAUCUAGAUGAGUUUUGCAUUGCAAUGCAUCUUGUUGUAGCUAUGCGACAUGGCCUGGAACUGCCACUGACCUUACCUACUGUCUUGUUACCAGAAAAGGAUGAAGACAUGUGUCCAGUUGAUGUGCCACCUCAAACAGAUGAAAGUGAAGAACCAGAAGGUGUUAAAGGAAAUGUUUCAUCACCAGAGCACUGGUUACGUUUCAGUGGUUCUUCUGAAAGCACUGCACAGCGCACUAAUUUUAACAACUUUCCUAUGAGAAAGAAAGCGUUGUCAGUUGUUCAAGCCACACCAUCACAAGGUGACCUCCAGGGAAAUGAGGACAAUGUUGCAAAGCCCAGGUCACUGUCAGAUCCAGCUUCUGUAGAAGAUGCCAUAACAGAUGGCCAAUCCAGCAGGAAUACCAACCUUGGUAAUCCUGUGAACCCUCUUCAUAUUAACAUGCCAAGUACGCCUUCUCAGCAAGGUGAAGUGCCACACAGUGGACCUAUGAGCCCCACCCAAGUUACGGCAGAGAUAGAGAUAGCGCGACCAAGAGCAGCAGUGAAACCCAGUCUUCUCGAUGCUCUUCCAGGGCAGCUGCUCCCGCCUCCAUCUGGAAAACAAGCUCGUGAUGGCUGGACACCCACUAAUAAAUUUAUUUAGCAGGCAUCACCGCGUCAAAA
Molecule: messenger RNA, 2172 nt
Organism: Stylophora pistillata
Lineage: Eukaryota; Metazoa; Cnidaria; Anthozoa; Scleractinia; Pocilloporidae
Biological process (GO): endosomal transport; endocytosis
Cellular component (GO): plasma membrane; cytoplasm
Molecular function (GO): calcium ion binding; protein binding
Source: RefSeq, a predicted model, not a curated record